Tribolium madens (black flour beetle) is the source of this 835-nucleotide messenger RNA. RefSeq names its product trafficking protein particle complex subunit 4 (gene Trs23). Gene Ontology annotation, cellular component: TRAPP complex. The record is from RefSeq and is a predicted model, not a curated record. Gene Ontology annotation, biological process: endoplasmic reticulum to Golgi vesicle-mediated transport. The transcript is spliced from 2 exons. Lineage: Eukaryota; Metazoa; Arthropoda; Insecta; Coleoptera; Tenebrionidae. Bases 94 to 747 code for a protein of 217 amino acids.
GCCAACUCCACGUACAGAAAUUUACUAACUUCAAUAAUCAUAUAACCUCAAAAAAUAAUUUUAAAUUAUUAUAAUUAUUUUAUUUUACGUAAAAUGGUAGUUUAUGGUGUGUACAUUGUCUCCAAAUCGGGUGGUUUAAUCUUCAACCUUGACCACAAUGUUCCAAAAAUCGAAACUGAAAAAUCAUUCUCCUUUCCCCUCGAUAUCAAAUUGCGGUUAGAAAAUAAGAAAAUUGUAGUAGAAUUCGGCCAGAGGGAUGGCAUUCAUGUGGGGCACGUCUUGUAUGCCAUAAACGGAAUUCCAAUCACUGGCCGCCAGUUGGACGACGGAAGAGACGCCUUUGAAGUUUUAGAAAAUAAAGACAAUUACCCCCUCAAUCUAAAAUUUGGAAGACCCAAAAUGACAACAAAUGAGAAAAUAUUUCUUGCUAGUAUGUUUUACCCCCUGUUUGCUAUAGCAAGUCAAUUGAGUCCUGAGCCAAAAUCGUCAGGGAUUGAGGUUUUGGAAGCAGACACGUUUAAGUUGCAUUGUUUUCAAACUCUGACGGGGGUCAAGAUGAUGGUGGUGGCUGAUAGGAAUCAGGCAGGGGUAGAGAUAUUGCUGAAGAGAAUUUAUGAAAUUUAUGCCGACUAUGCGCUAAAAAAUCCGUUUUAUUCGCUGGAAAUGCCUAUAAGGUGUGAGUUGUUUGAUCUCAAUUUGAAGAGUAUUUUGGAUCAGCUCGAGAAAUCGGGGAUUUCCAAUAUUUAGAAUUUUAAUUAAUGUAAUUAUUAUCGAUUUCUACUAUGAGUAUGUAAAAAUAAUAAUAUAAAUAUUUAUAACACCCUGUGAUAAUUAA